AUGAGCGACACACCUUCUGCUGGGUCUGAACGAAACGGCGACAAUCAGCUCACUGCCUAUGGCGAUACACAGGAGUCUCGUAACAGUCAACGUCGAGCAUUCUUUAGAGAGGGAUUCGAUCGGCGCAGCCGGAUGGAAUAUAAAUUUGACAGUGAAGUGGACCGAUUGAGAUGGGUUGAAGAAGCUACGGAAGGUGCAGUGCGUGAGAUGGAAGACGAGGACCACCAGUGGGAAGAGGAAGAUCGGCUUGCUGCUCAGGAAGACGAAGUGCUUGUCAUCGAACAAGAUGUGGGGAUGAGUGACAAUAACAAUGAGCUCACUGAAGGCCCCGAGUCCCAGGAGGCUCGCACCGAGGAACUUCGAGCAGAAAUCUCAAUGCGCUUUGACGAGGGGUCCCGAAAGCUGCACUGGGAAAAUGAAAAGGAUCGGCUAUCAUGGAUUCGUCGCCAGACGGAAGAAGUGAUGCCCAUCAUAGAAGAAAAGGACCGCCAGAGGAGGGAAGGAUAA
Cryptococcus amylolentus CBS 6039 is the source of this 507-nucleotide messenger RNA. RefSeq lists its product as hypothetical. The record is from RefSeq and is a predicted model, not a curated record. The transcript has a single exon. Bases 1 to 507 code for a protein of 168 amino acids. Lineage: Eukaryota; Fungi; Basidiomycota; Tremellomycetes; Tremellales; Cryptococcaceae.